AUGAGUUGCUAUAAGACUUUGGAAACUACUUGCAAGGAAAUUAAAAGUCUAAUUGCGAAAUUCUGGUGGGGUUCGAAAAAUGGGGAGAGGAAACUUCAUUGGUUAAGCUGGGAUAAGUUGGCCAGGGCGAAGGGUGAGGGAGGCAUGGGGUUUCGUGGCAUAAGUGAAUUCAAUACAAGUGUCUUGGGAAAGCAGUAUUGA
Molecule: messenger RNA, 201 nt
Organism: Lathyrus sativus (Indian pea)
Lineage: Eukaryota; Viridiplantae; Streptophyta; Magnoliopsida; Fabales; Fabaceae
Source: the annotation of a GenBank genome assembly